AACUACCAGCCUGGGCAUAGGCAGUUUGCAGCUUGGAGCCUGUAGCCUUAGCCUGUAUGUUACGGCUUGGCUAAGCCCUUAUCUCACGCUUCCUCUUCACUCCAACAAGAAAUUCCCAUACCUCUCAAUUGACUCUAUCACCCGACCAAGCGUGACAUCUUCAUAUAACCUUUGUUCCCGAGACUGUUUUUGGUCAUCAUUCUUUGUCGUCAUUCUUUUUGUUGACUUCUUUGGUUCUUCACCCGUCUUAUCAGUGUUGCUAGGCAUCCCGCCAGUCAUCUGCCUGCUGCGUCAUUACCGCUGUUCGCGACUCAAAACUGUUGUCAACUCCGCUCAGACUAUGCGAUAAGGCUUCUCACACCUUCAAUCGAACUAAAAAAUGGCUUCUCCUUCGAGAAUCCCAUCUGAACAGCCUCCUAGGUCUGCUUCGCCUUCGAGCUUCCGACCUCGAUCGAUUUCCGCUUCGGUCCCUCGAGCUGAUUUGACAGCGCGUCUUGCUUCUCCCAUCCCGUCACAACUUGGCACUACACCUUCCAGAGGAGGCUCGCCACGACCCGAUGCAGCUCCGCGUGCCGAGAAUCUCGAGGACUUGAGUCAGUUGCCUGGAAGCGGCGCCAGCGCCCAAGGCCCUGGCCAGUCUCCUCCGCGACAUGGUACUCCUGCAGCUCGCGUUGCUACUCCUCCCGUUCGCUCACAGUCUCCUCUGCUCGGCGGUCGAAACUCGGGGACACCGACCAACUAUGGCUCUUUCAAUUCACGGUCACAAAAUGCGCUGGGCACCAGUGCACCUUACGAAGAUCCCGAGAUUGUCAAGCGCCAUCUAGUUCAACCCUCGGAUGAGAAUCCUGGCUCAGAAGAGUCAUCGAUUCAAGGUAAUUCAAAGGGCAAGCAGCCGGCCGAAAUCGGCGGUGCGGGCCUGGGCGAGGACGAGUUCUCCAGCUUGAGGUUACAGGGAGGUGAUGUGACUCGGGGUAUCUACAAGUGGACCGAACAGGCAGAAGCGAGAGCAAAGUACAACCGCAGCAAGAGUUUCGAUUUGGGACGACCCGAGCCCGAAGCGGAGGUACUUGACAUCAACUCGAUAAAGGUGCCCGGUGGCUUCCGAAGAAACCAUCUCCGUCGUAACGUCCAAAGUCCUGGUCCUCAAGGUCAUCUUGAGGACGGCCACGCCUCUCCUGCAUCGGGCCAGCAGAGAUUGUUCACCUCAAGCUUCCUCGAAUUCUUGACGAUUUAUGGCCACUUUGCUGGUGAGGAACUGGAGGAGGAUGACGAAGAUUUAGGACCGAACGAGUACUUCUCAUCCGGAGAAGACACAGACGAGUACAACUCCGACGACGAGCGGGAGCCCAUGGAGGAUAGUGCCUUGUUGACCCCUUCAAGACGCAGACGCAAGCGCAAGGUCCGCGGUGGCACCGGAAACAAUAGUCCCAUGAACGCGGCGUUGCUUCUUCUCAAGUCUUUUGUCGGUACCGGUGUUCUCUUCCUUCCUCGAGCGUAUCUCAACGGAGGUAUGCUCUUCAGCAACCUGAUUCUCUUUGGCGUUGCCGCUCUGAGCUAUUACUGCUUUGUACUUCUCGUACAAACACAGCUCAAGAUUGGAGGCUCUUUUGGAGAUUUGGGUGGUGCACUUUACGGAAAGCAUAUGCGUACCCUCAUUUUGGCUUCUAUUGUCAUCAGCCAGAUUGGUUUCGUUGCCGCUUAUACCGUGUUCACUGCCGCCAACUUGCAGGCCUUCGUCAGGGCUGUUUCCGACUGCAAGUCCUCGAUCAGUAUCCAGUGGCUCAUUCUUAUCCAGAUGCUCAUCUUCCUGCCUUUUGCUCUUCUCCGAGAUAUCGGAAAGCUGGGAUUCACUGCUCUGGUUGCGGAUGCCUUCAUUUUGAUUGGUCUGGCUUACCUCCUGUACUACGAUAUUCUAACUCUCAACGAGAACGGUAUUGCCGAUAUCAUCAUGUUCAACAAGAAGGACUGGACUUUGUUCAUCGGAACUGCGAUUUUCACGUUCGAAGGCAUUGGUCUCAUCAUUCCCGUUCAGGAGUCGAUGAGACACCCUCAAAAGUUUCCUCGGGUUCUGCUUAUUGUUAUGAUUAUUAUCACAGUCCUCUUCAUUGGCAUGGGUGCCAUCUCUUAUGCCGCCUACGGUUCUCACACCGAAACUGUUGUCUUGCUCAACUUGCCUCAGGACAACAAGAUGGUCAAUGGAGUUCAGUUCUUAUACUCUGUUGCCAUUCUGCUUUCUACACCAUUGCAGAUCUUCCCUGCCAUUCGUAUCGCUGAGACAGAGCUUUUCACUCGCAGUGGCAAGUAUAAUCCUUGGGUCAAGUGGCAGAAGAACGUUUUCCGUUUCUUCGUGGUGAUGCUUUGUGCGGCCAUUGCUUGGCUUGGAGCCGAUCAUCUGGACAAGUUUGUUGCUCUUGUUGGUAACUUUGCCUGCAUUCCACUUGUCUUUAUCUAUCCUCCUAUGCUUCAUUAUAAGGCAAUUGCCCGUACGAAGUUCUGGAAGGUGGCCGAUAUCCUACUCUGUAUCUUUGGAUUCAUCGCAAUGGCAUACGCAACCACACUUACUGCGAUGAGUUGGGCCACUGCGGAACCUAAGCAUCCGGGAUACUGUGAUGAGAAGGGAACAAUGACACGGCAAACUCGACCUCCGCCUCCUCCGCCAUUUCAAACUGUCGCAACAUGUCCGGAGCCGACAUGCGGAUGCGCGGCAACUCCUACUAUGCCAGAGGAUCUCCCUCUGGACCGUGAAGGGCCUCUGAAAGGCGCAAUUGCUGGGUAUGCAGAGCACGUACUACCUUUUCAUAAUAUUUCUGUUCUCAACUCGUCAUUUCCGAGCUCUGUUUCACCACGGCCUGAAGUUCAGACAACAUCGGUGUAUUUGGUUCCAAGUUUCAAAUACGUCCCUUUUCUACCGCGGAUAUCAUUUGAUAGUGUAGAAGCACUGGCUAAGGGGUUUCUGCUCCCUAAGAAGCUUCACCCUGCACAUGAAGGUCUCUCACCUAUACAUCGGGAUCGCUUGACCCGCAAAGAGGGCUACCAAGGAUUACUACCUGGCGUUCAAGAUGUUCGCGAUGUUUUGGUCUUGAUUUGUGGACAUACAGGACGCGACGCGAGAUGCGGCAUCAUGGCACCUGUUCUACGAACUGAGUUUGAGGACAAGUUGGAAAUGGAGGGUUUUGACGUCUUGCAUGGACCCGUGCAAAUUAAUCUCAACGAUAAACAAAGGAUACAGGGAGAAACUGGCGAAGGAAAGACUACAGCUAGAGUUGGUUUGAUCAGUCAUAUCGGAGGUCACAAGUUUGCAGGCAACGUUAUCAUUUAUCUGCCUCCAAACUUGAAGAUGGGCGAUGAACCGCAUCCUUUGGCGGGAUGUGGAAUCUGCCGUGUAUCAGUAGCUAAGACACAGCCUCCAAGAAUCUCAUCACGAAGCCUCUCAACCUCAUCACCACUACGGCAACACGCUUCUCAAAAACCAUACUUUUCCACCCCUCUUCAAGCACGAAUCUUCCCCUCUCUUAUAGUUGUCGGUAUAAUUCUUGUCGGUGGCGGUUACUAUCUUCUCACGCCGCCGUCUCGACCCAACACUCUCAACGAGAUAGCCUUUGUCCCCUACGGCAUCACAGCUCGCGAGGCCAUCUCACCAACCUCAUUCGUCAUUACCGCAGUCCCACGCACACCGAACCCUUCUCUACCAUACUUGAACGCCUCAAAUAACCGCUGGAGCUAUCCUCUUUGGUCUGUGGAGUUCAAGCAACCUGAGGUGCAAAUCUCUCGGCAUUAUACGCCUCUUCCUCCACUGUCCACGGAGGAUCCUACAGAUGGCUCGCUACGAUUUUAUAUCCGUACUGUUGACGAUGGUGAAAUGUCGAACUAUCUAGGUCGAAGACAGGUCGGAGAAGAUGUUUUUCUGCGUGGUCCACACGUUGGCUUUGAACUAGCUGAGCGAUUGGGUGAGCACUCUCGUCUUGUCUUUCUUGCAGGCGGUACAGGUGUAGUAUCUGGUAUGCAAGCAGCGAAGGCUGUCUUGGAAGCAAACGAAAAGUCAAGUGUUGACCUUCUCUGGGCCGUGAGGAAGAGAGAAGAGGUUCAAAACAGUGCUCCUCCUCGGCAUCCAUCGUGGAAGUUUUGGCAGGAAAAGAAGCCCACUACAUUAGGCGCUGAGGUCGAGAGCCCGAGCCCCGUCACGAAGCGUUUGCAAGACCUCAAGAUGACCUAUGGUGAUCGCCUAAGGAUUCAGGUCGUUGUUGACGAGGAGGGAACUCGCUUCCAGGAUAAGGAUAUUAGCAAUGCUAUCGCAGCAUCGCCUGGAGCCGUUGCUUCAUUUAAUGCAGGCUGUCGAUUCCACGAUCAAGCAAUGCAUGUCCAUGCCUCCGAAUUCGCUCUCCCUGAAGGUCCUGGCUGUGUGUGCAAGCCUUCUGAAUGCACCACCCCCGGGAAGAACUUGUUUAUUGUCUCUGGUCCCGACGGUUUCAUUGAGUACUAUGCCGGACCCAAGAUAUGGUUAGGUGGCCAGCAGACUCAAGGCCCGAUAUCUGGAGUAGCUGGCUAUCUGCAGAGACAGAACCCUACCCUGGCAAGAGAUUGGUUGGUCCUCAAGAUGUAAAAUCACUGUAAAAGA
Fusarium redolens is the source of this 4615-nucleotide messenger RNA. RefSeq names its product transmembrane amino acid transporter protein-domain-containing protein. The transcript has 6 exons. The coding region runs from base 380 to 4600 and encodes 1406 amino acids. Gene Ontology annotation, biological process: amino acid transmembrane transport. Gene Ontology annotation, molecular function: amino acid transmembrane transporter activity; oxidoreductase activity. NCBI's taxonomy places the organism in Eukaryota, Fungi, Ascomycota, Sordariomycetes, Hypocreales, Nectriaceae. The record is from RefSeq and is a predicted model, not a curated record.